UCAGAAACGAGUGGAAAGAAAAGCGAGCGAUAGGAGGCAAACAAUGCUCCAUCUAUCUGCACUGAUUUGAACUGGGAUUUAUCCUUUUCCUUUUUUUCUUUUAAAAUUGGUAUUCCAAGUGAGAAGACCACUGCUGCCGGGAUCAAGUCCACGCACGCAGGGAAAACGGUUUUGUCUCUGAAGGUCUACCGUAAAAACCGCCAUGGUCAUCUCGUGGCUCUCCUGCCUCGCCCUCAUCAUCGGGACCCUCGUCCCUCGACCGUGCGUUGGAUGCCCGUCCAGCUGUCGCUGCUACAGCCUAACAGUGGAGUGCGGAUCUCUAGGAAUCAAAGAAAUCCCACAUGGCGUCCCCUCUGUAACCGAGACCAUUUUCCUCCAGGACAACGCUAUAGUGCAGAUCCGUCUUCAGGACCUGACUCGCCUUGGCAGCCUUCAUUACCUCUACCUUCAGAAUAAUAGCAUCUCAGCCCUGGAGCCGGGGGCGUUCCUCAGCCAGGGGCAGCUGCUGGAGCUGGCCCUCAACGGCAACCUCAUCCACCUGGUCACUCCGGACAUGUUUCGGGGUCUGGAGCACCUCCGGAUCUUGUACCUCGCCGGGAAUCAGAUCAGUAAAGUGCAGGACUACACCUUCAGGGGACUGCAGCGUCUGCAGGAGCUUCACCUGCAGGAGAACAGCAUAGAGCUGCUGGCUGAGCAGGCUCUGUCUGGCUUGUCAUCUCUGGCUCUGUUGGACCUCAGCAGAAAUCACCUCCGCACCCUGGGGGCUUCGUCACUCAAACCGCUUGUUAGCCUGCAGGUGCUCCGUGUCACAGAAAACCCAUGGCGCUGUGAUUGCGCUCUAGGCUGGCUGAGAACCUGGAUCAGCGAAGACGGACAGCGUCUGCUGAGCUCUGCCGAACAGCGGCGGCUGAUGUGCUCUGAACCUCCUCGCCUCUCCCACCUCAGCCUGGUGGAGGUGGCUCCCAACAGUCUGGUCUGCAUCCCACCUGUGGUGCAGCUGGAGCCAAGCCACCUGACUGUGCGAUUAGGGGAGAGCCUCCGAGUCUCCUGCCAGGCCUCAGGAUACCCUCAGCCCCAAGUGACCUGGAAGAAAGCCUCCCAUGGCAAGGCCCAGUUAUCACCUCGAGGCCUGGUUCAGGAGCUGGGACCCAAUGGGGAGGUCUUCAGGCCUGGAGCUGGAGGAGUGGUUACAGCCCUGCCCAGCAGUGGAGGGAUCAAGAUUGGAGGUGUUGGAGGAAUCCAGGGGCUUGUGCGUGGGACCGAGGAGGGCGGCGAGAGGGACAGCUUUGAUCCGGACAUGGGCAGCGGCAUGCUGUUCCUCAGCAACGUGACUGUAGCACAUGCUGGGCGUUACGAGUGUGAAGCCUGGAACCCCGGUGGUGUAGCCAAAGUCACCUUUCAUCUGGCUGUCAACAUGUCUUCUUCUUCAUAUUCAUCCCAGUUCUGGCCACGUUUGAACAUGCAAUCCGUUGUUUCCUCUUCAUCUAGCUCCUUCUAUCAGCCAGAGGUUCUGGACGUUAGCCAGGAGCUGCUCUAUGAACAGGACAGCAUGGACUUCUAUGCUCUUGGCCCUGCUACGCAGACCGCCAUUGCUAUUGGUAUCUCCUUGCUGGCACUAACUGCCGUUCUCCUGUUGAUAAUGAUCUACACUCGUCACCAGCAGUUCCGCAAAGAAGAAGGAGGGUCCUACUGUACCAGCAAGGAAGAGAGCAUCCUCUAUGUGAACGACUACUCUGACGGACCCACCACGUUUGCGCAGCUCGAAGAGUACCGCGACGACCACGGCCACGAGAUGUAUGUUCUCAACAGAACCAAGCCUGUCAUUGGCUCCACUUCAUCCAGGUGUCCCAUGAUGAGCGGGUUUGUCCAGCAGAAGGGUAUGAAAGAGGCUCUCCUGGACCACGAAAUGGUGCAGACACUGACCAGAUCAGGGGGGAUGGGGCUUCGCAAAAACCCCGCGGACGGAAAUGAGGGACCCCUUACAGCAGACCCUGAGGAGCUCUUCCUCAGUCAAAGUCUACUCUUCGGAUCACAGGUUGCUUAUGAAAUCCAUUGCUAAAGGGUUUAAUAAUGUUCAAAUAUGAACCAAUAUGUUGAUGGACUUGAAUAAAGACAUAAAGGACCUUGGUGCAAUGAUUUGAAGCAUUGGAUUAUUAUGUGGUAUCAGUUAGUGGUUGUUGAGGGGAACCUGGAUCACAAUCAGCGUCUCAGAGAAUCUCAUCUGAUUGAUUGUAUUACACUAAGAUGGGUCGGAGGGAUGAACAGUGAUAAUUAGGGAAUUUAACAACUGAACCAUAUCAAUCUGUGUCCAAAUCAACCCUUUAAAGAUCAUUAUAAGUGGCUAACUUUAUUAGAAAUUGUUUGGAUAACGGUUCAUCUAUAUCCUCACAAAAGAGGCUGAGACUGUGAAGUGGAAACUACAUGUAACAAUACGGAUUAAAACAGUGAGUCUUAUUUUGUACUUCUCUUUAGGUUCUGUUUUGUGCGUUUUGUCAGUAUUCUGUGUAAAUAUAAUGACGCUAAUUUUCACUGUGAAGUGCCGAUGUUUUGUGGACCAUAUUGCAAAUCCCACUAGAAUUAGACCUAAACUGAUACUCCUACUGAAACUACAUUUUCAAUACCCAUAUGUUCGAGUGGGCGUGUGUUGGUGGAUUUGUUUCAAGAGGUUAAUUUUGAAGGCAGCAUUCAUUUCUAACAUAGCAUUGUAUUUGUUCAUGUUGACAUGUUUUCUCUACUUAUUUGUUCAGUACUAGAACAAGGAAUUAACAUUUCUAUUGUCUGAAAUGAAAUCUUUGGUGAAAUUAAUUCCAUUAACAUUGCUCUGUAACAACCGUUCCAACGAGAAUAUUGUACACUAUG
This is a messenger RNA of Trematomus bernacchii (emerald rockcod), 2859 nucleotides long. RefSeq names its product leucine rich repeat containing 24 (gene lrrc24). The record is from RefSeq and is a predicted model, not a curated record. NCBI's taxonomy places the organism in Eukaryota, Metazoa, Chordata, Actinopteri, Perciformes, Nototheniidae. The transcript is spliced from 5 exons. Gene Ontology annotation, molecular function: protein binding. Bases 203 to 2059 code for a protein of 618 amino acids.